GUUCGCCACCUUGUGUCCAGUGCUGACAAAUACAUACAUAAUACUCCCGGCAGGCUGGCACCAGUGUGACAUCACCAUCGUUUGUGCUACCAGACCGUACAUUAGAUCAUCCACACUUCUCAAGUCCACCCAUGCACCAUGUCCCUCGACAGCCAGUACUCCUCCCUCCUUAUCCCCCCCAACCCCGCCUUCGUCACCGCAGACUCCCGUCCGCAGGGCGGCAUCCUCAUUAACGGCGGCCAGUCCCACCGCCAUUCAGUGCCGUCCUUCUCCUUCCAUACUUUACACGGCGGAUCCGCUUCAGGCAGCACGGCCUCUCUGCGUCCACCUGCUAAAAUCGUCCCGCCCCCUUCACCGGGCCCUGCUCUGCCCCCGUCCUCCGAGCAAUCGCACAGUUCGCGUCCCUCGACUCCUGGAUUGGCUGGAGGAGGUAAACCCAAAAUCCGAUUCGCUCCACUUCCGGAUCCCCGCAGACCGCGGAGCUUGAGCACAGGCCGGAAUAUUGCGUACAGAAGCACCCUCGGACCUAAUGGGGUGGAGACGAGGACGCUGGAGCUGAGGGGAAUGGGUGACAGAGACGGAACUGACGACCAAGUAAUCGUUGACGAUGACUACGAUAAUGAGGAGGAUGCGGGAGACGACGAAGGGGAAGAGGAGCGGGGUGGGAAGAGCGGCAGGAGUUGGAGCAAGACGGUGGGAAGCAGUUGGAAGGGUACGAAGAAGCUUCUAAGCGGGAAGAAUCCAAUCAAGGAUAAAGACAAGGAGAAUGAUGCGUUGACUGCCGGUGUGCCCUUGGCUAGGAGCUCGAGUACUGGCGGCCUCAUCGGAGCCUCGCCGUUCCGUUGGACAGUCGAGACGGAGCGUAAAAACAGUAUGCAAGGCCCUCCACCCGCAAGCGUCACAUCUCUUCUCUCCGCUCGUCGGGCAGAGAACAAUACCGAUAACGGCAGCAGCAGCAAGGUACCCGUUCCUGCGUCUCCCAAAUUAAUACCAGGCGUCUCAGGUAGUCAUAGACGCAACUCAUCUAUCGAACAGCACCGAGGCUCCUCUUCCCUCGGUACCUCCCCCGGACGGCCGGUGAAGAUGUUGAACGGACGGGUAUACGGUUCGCGCCGAGCAUCCGAAGCUGCAGAGCGGGAGAGAGAGUAUCGGGAAAAGCUUGAACCUGCUUUUAUCGAAUGGGGGUCGUCUAACGGUGUCGGUAACAAUGCGGUGUCGGGCGGAAGGUCCGGGGCAGGCUUGGGGUCAUCGGGGCAAGGGGCAGGGGUGAGAGGGGGGAGGAGACAAGGGGUUGAUGAAGAUGAUGGAGGUGGUAUGGCUUGGGUGAAGAGACGGCGGGAAGAGCGGGAGAGGAAAGCUCGAGAAGAGAAGGAGAGACAGCAGAUGCAGGUGGGCGACAAGGCGGGUGGCGGGGAGAAUGAAGGGGGAGGACAUGAAUCUGGGUCCCCCGGAGCUGGAGGGGGAGAAACAGGGGGAGGGUUGACAUCGAGCCAAAGCUCACAAAGCUCGCAAACUUCGUUCGACAUGCCAGAGACGACAGGCGGUGAGGGCAAACCCAAGCUAAGGUUAGGAGUUGAAGAAACGAAUCUUCAAACACCUGCGACGGAUCCCUCGGAACUCCCACGCCAAUCGCCUACCAUCCACAUUUCACCUGUGGUCUCCCUACCACCCCGGAUUGACGUACAUCUCCCGCCAUCCUCCCCCUCUCUCUCUAACGAUCACGACCACGAUCACGAUCACGACCAUCAUAACGUCCGGAUAAGCCCAGUGGAAAUCAGCAGACAAGCAGAAGAACUAGGCAAGACGAUGACCAUUUCCAAAUCGCCAAUGACGGAUCGGAAGACGGAGAAGCAAGCGAUGGUGAUCCCUUCCGACAAGUCGAGAAAGGCGGCCUCGUCUCCGAGCCCGAACCUGCAUCAGUUUGGGUUUACGGAUCCGUUUGCAGAGGUUAAUCCGACGAGGGUUGGUCAGUCCCGAAAUCCUGUCGAAGGGGGUGGAAAUGAGGAUGAGGAUGAGGAGGGGGAGGGAGAGGAAGAGGGAGAGGAUGAUGAUGAGGACGAUGACGAGGACGAUGACGAGGACGAUGAUGAUGAUGGGGAUUUCGAUGAUGAUGUAGUAAGGACGACAUCCUCUGCGGCAGGUGUAGAAGUGAUCAGUCGUCACAGGGAUUGACACGAAUAAACAUUUGCCCCAAUCCACCAAAAAAAAAACAAUCGAAAGGCGACAAUGCGAGAUACCCAAAACAUGGCCAAGAACACGAACAAGAAAUUGGAAAAGAAGAAGAAUUAGUAGUGUACUGUAUUUUAAUCAUUUUACGGAUCAAGUGUAACAUUUAGAACGAAUUAUAUAUCGUGUGCUUGUUGGGAUACCUAUAAAAGAAUUAAUCAGGUUGUUACGCUCCAAAUUGAUUGUGCAGUAUAUGAAAGAAUGCAAUUGUUAUUCUCUAAAGCCG
Cryptococcus deneoformans JEC21 is the source of this 2452-nucleotide messenger RNA. RefSeq lists its product as hypothetical. The record is from RefSeq and is a predicted model, not a curated record. The transcript is spliced from 3 exons. Bases 139 to 2172 code for a protein of 677 amino acids. Lineage: Eukaryota; Fungi; Basidiomycota; Tremellomycetes; Tremellales; Cryptococcaceae.